Molecule: messenger RNA, 299 nt
Organism: Staurois parvus
Lineage: Eukaryota; Metazoa; Chordata; Amphibia; Anura; Ranidae
Source: the annotation of a GenBank genome assembly
AUGUGAUCAGCUGUGUCCAAUCACAGCUAAUCUCAUCAGUGCCACCUGUGAGUGUCCAUCAGUGCCAGCUGUCAGUGCUCAUCCAUGCCACCUGCCAGCGCCACAUCAAUGCCACAUAUCAGUGCCUACCAGUGCACAUCAAUGCCACAUAUCAGUGCCCAUCUGAGCUGCCUUUCAGUGUCAGCCAUCAGUGCCAGUCAGUGCCACCUAACAGUGCCUGUCAGUGCCGCCUGUCAGUGCCAUAUAUGUGUGCUGCCUUUCAGUGCCCAUCAGUGAUGCCUGUCAAUGCCCAUCAGUGC